Magnolia sinica is the source of this 528-nucleotide messenger RNA. RefSeq lists its product as uncharacterized. The record is from RefSeq and is a predicted model, not a curated record. The transcript has 4 exons. Lineage: Eukaryota; Viridiplantae; Streptophyta; Magnoliopsida; Magnoliales; Magnoliaceae. Bases 182 to 514 code for a protein of 110 amino acids.
UCACAACUUGAAGCUUAUUUAGUGCCUGGCAUUACUCAUGUGGGUUAGACUUAUGAACUGUUUUUCAUGUCAUGUUUUCUGUGUUUGGUAUAUGUGGACCCAAAAGUGGUUUCUUGAUGCGCCCUUUCAUGGUCACAAUUAAUAUAUUUUCAGUCCAAAGAAGAUGAUGGCCAUGUAAUUGAUGGUAUCUUCUCUUCAACUCCAGAAUGUAAGGCUUGCAAAGGUAGCACUUAGGCCUGGUGCGGGUAACAUGGUGAACGGAAUUCUGUGGAAGCUACUUUUACUGAAGGGAAAAAACUCACUUUCACUACCUAAACUGGUGGGUGAUGAACGUGCAAAAGCACGCUCUCUGGCAACUAUUUAUUCACAUCCGGUGGUUCCUCACGAACCAUCCUUGCAUAUGGAUGAUUUUGUCCGCAUCAAAACCGGCAUGCAGACUUUCAUACAAGCCGGGUUAUUGAAAGACGGUCUAUCUUCAGUUCAGGAUGAGAGUGCAGGUCAGUUCUUUUUCUAGACCUUACCCCAACC